GCUCCGGGACCAUGUGGUCCGUCAUCGUAUCGCACGGAGCGCAGUGGUGGAGUUUCGUCAGCCUCAAGAAAGAGGAGGGGAGCAAGGACGUUUGAUCGGGAAUGGAGCGCCGGCCCGGUCCAGCUAGCCGCGCGCCGCCGGGCACCCCAAUUUUCCCUCGGCUGAACGUGACGAUUUUCAUUCAAUCAACGCGAAUGAAUGUCCCGAUCGAUUCCUGGAUUCUUAGGUCCCAAAAAGAACCGGCAAAAUCCCAAGCCAAGCACUGCACGGGGCGCGUCCAUUUCUUCUUCUCUCAAAAAAGAACGACGAAAGUUCAGCAUUGCUCGGAUCGAGAGGGUCGCGAUCGGGGGGGGGGGGGGGGGGGGGAAGAACGAAGGACUUUUGCGCCCCCGCCCCCCCCGCAAAGCGAUGCGAUGCGAUGCGGCUCGAGUGGGCAUGCUGCUCACUGGCUUUCUCGGCUUUCGCGACUUACGAUGCCCGAGUUACGAGAAAAGCGAGGGCAGCGGGGAGGGGGCGAUGGGGUGGGGCACGCCGUGGGUCAAAAGUCUUACCAGAGAGGAGGGGGAGGGAGGGGGCAUUUUACUUGCGAGUCGGAGUGGGAGUCGAUGGCUGAUGCAACAAAGAGUCUAUGCGGGACCGUGCUGGAGCUGGAGCUGGGCUGGGCUGGGAGCCACCUCCGCCCCGCUCUUCCCGCCCUUUCGUAUGAACAUUUUCCCGCCAGAAAUUAUACCCCGAUCGGCUUGUUCAUUUCCCCCCGUCAUCCUUUUCCGAUCACAGCCGAAACGCAUUCAUUCUCCCGCCUUGCAAUUUUUUCCUUUGCUUUGCUCGCAAGUGGCGCUGCCGAUGAUCGUUGGGCGCUACGGCUAAUAUGGCCGCGUACGACACAGGACUCCCGCAAGGUAGCGAAGAAGGUGUUGUGGCCAAAAUAACAAAGGAACAAUGGAAAGCAAAAUGAUCAUCAUUGUCGCAUCCCCCCCUUCCAAAUUUCCAAAAAAUUUCCAUCGCAUGGGUUCCCCCAUUCCCUUCGCGUCCAGUUUCUCCACUCCAGGCCUCGCUCGCUCGCCCGCUCCGUCCUGCUCCUCUGUCUGAACUCGAGAAUUCGACGGACACGUUUCGAUGAGAAUGACCCCCGCAGGCCCGACCAACGUCUUUUCCCCCGCUUUCCCUCUUUCCGCUCCCCCCCUGGGCCUUCUCGGCUGAUCAUGCCUCCGCGCCUACUUUUUGACUUGACCUAGACCGGCGGCGUGUUCAGCGGCCGCUGAAGUGAAGCAGCGAGAGGGUGUGUGCAGGAGAGGGAGAGAGAGAGAGGGCGGGGCGGGAGAAGAUGCGUGUGCGUGUGUGUCAGCGAGCACUUCGGAUGAACAAGGGGGGGGGGCGCGUCGACCUCCACCUUCCUCCC
This is a messenger RNA of Ceraceosorus guamensis, 1399 nucleotides long. RefSeq lists its product as hypothetical. The transcript has a single exon. Bases 102 to 929 code for a protein of 275 amino acids. The record is from RefSeq and is a predicted model, not a curated record. Lineage: Eukaryota; Fungi; Basidiomycota; Exobasidiomycetes; Ceraceosorales; Ceraceosoraceae.